ACGCGAUACGACUCCAACUGACGACGGAACAUCGACCGCCCACGACAUUCAUUUAGCCACCCAUCCCAGAAGCUCCAGCCUCGAGAUUGUGCAUUAGAACGCCAGGCAUCACCGCAGACCUGCCCACCAUGACGCGCGCCCAGCAGACCAUCUCCCUCGCUCUCCUCGUGGGCUCCCUCUACCUCGCGCUCUUCCUUGAGCUCGUGCCUCUUCCCUCCAUCGUCCAGGAGCAGGUCGUCCCGGUCCUUCCCUUCUGGUUCGUCGUCUCCUUCGGCGCCUACCUCCUCGCCCGCCUGGGCUUCAACGUCAUGACCUUCAACGACGUCCCCGAGGCUCACAAGGAGCUCAUGGCUGAGAUUGAUCUCGCCAAGGUGGACCUGCGCGCUCUGGGUGUGGAUGUCGACUAAGGGAAGGAAACGAGAAGGAGAACAAGCAAAGGAAGCAAUGCCAAAGAAGCAGGCACGGUCCGACUCUUACGGAUAGAUAUCAUGUUGAAAGUACCUAGGUAAUGGUAAAGAAAUGGUACCGGCAUUGGAGCCGCUCUGGCGCCGCCUCCGGGUUGAUCUGGAGUUUCUGUCGCACCCAAGGAUACUUGACACCUUGCAACCUCACCAUCUUCAAUCGCUCGCUC
This is a messenger RNA of Verticillium dahliae VdLs.17, 631 nucleotides long. RefSeq names its product dolichyl-phosphate mannosyltransferase polypeptide 3. Gene Ontology annotation, cellular component: dolichol-phosphate-mannose synthase complex; endoplasmic reticulum membrane. Bases 129 to 407 code for a protein of 92 amino acids. Gene Ontology annotation, biological process: GPI anchor biosynthetic process. The record is from RefSeq and is a predicted model, not a curated record. The transcript has 3 exons. Lineage: Eukaryota; Fungi; Ascomycota; Sordariomycetes; Glomerellales; Plectosphaerellaceae.